Gambusia affinis (western mosquitofish) is the source of this 2119-nucleotide messenger RNA. It is a transcript of the gene misp3, whose product is annotated as MISP family member 3. The record is from RefSeq and is a predicted model, not a curated record. Bases 39 to 1562 code for a protein of 507 amino acids. NCBI's taxonomy places the organism in Eukaryota, Metazoa, Chordata, Actinopteri, Cyprinodontiformes, Poeciliidae. The transcript is spliced from 3 exons.
UGUUUGGCCAGGGAUCUCCACCUGGUUCGGCUGUUGCCAUGGAGCUAGCCAAUCAGGGAGGGGAAACCUCUCAAGGCCAUAGUUGCGUUGCAGCUGCAAGAGAAAGGAGCAGCAGGGUGUGGGAGAGGACAGGGAGUGAACAUGAGCUAACAGGUGGAGUGAAAGGGCAGAAUAAGAGCAGUGUCGAAAAGAGCAAGACGGCUGUGAGGUCACAGAGCAGAGAGCUGUUCAGGUAUCUCCAGGCAGUCCAAACACAAGAGUCUAAGGCGGAAAACAGCUGUGGUAUAUUUCCUAAAGCCAGCAGAGACACCAGGAUGAGGACUGACACGUAUGAUGAUAGCCAGAGUGACAGCGGAGUGUCAGCAGACUUCCACUCAGACAGAACAUGGAACAGCAGCACCAGCAUUUCUGCAGACUCUCCGGGCCCUGUCUCCUCAGAGACCCCCAUCGAGAGGGAGAUCAGACGGGCAAUAGAGCGCGAGCAAAGCCUGAGAAGAUCCAGAGGACUUCCAAACCAACGCACCUCUCCAGAAUACGUGGAAGUUCCUUCCAGAAAAAGUCUUAGUGUGUCCUCCACUCCCAAGUGGUCCCAGAACAAGGACAGGGAAUUUGCAGGCAAAAAGAUGCAGCACGAGAUUCACGAAGAGACUCGGAGGGAGCAGGACCUGGUCAAGAUUGGGAAAAUUCCUGGCUUCUAUGACAAAGGCACAGUUCGCCAAAUAAAAGAGAGGAAGCAACUCUUUGAGACCCUGCAGAUACGUCCAGAAUCGCCAUUGACAUUCUCACCUAAAAGUAAGACCCCAUCCUGGUCUUCUAGUAGCAGUGACGAUUUGAACUUAAUUUUGGAGAGUCAAGAUGAAUCUGGGACAUCCACCCCAGAACAUACCACCUACGUGGAGAGAAAACCCAUUGCGGUCAAUACCUCACAGAACCAAACCUCUGCCAAAGGUUUAGACCGCUCUGGUCUCAGAGGACCAAAGCUCUCAGAGGGGACCGGCUGUCAGAUCAUCAUCAUAGAAAAUAGCCGAACCAUUCCAGCACAGAAACACUACAAAGCCAAAGCAGAGGCAAAGGCCAGUCCAGCUCUUGAAACUGGAAAGGAUUUCAACUCAACAGAAAAGACAAGAAACUAUGAUGGACUGAUGAAGGCAAAGAAGAAACAGGAUGAGAAAGAAGUCUCAGUGUCCAAGGAGAACCCUUUUUUCAAGCUCCGUUCCUCAGCUAAUUUAGAUAAAGUGAGGCAGGAUAUCCAAGAGGCCAAAGACAGGGAGAAGGAGCUUCACACCUUGCGGCUCAACCUGUAUGGGGAAGUCAAUGAUACUGAAUCCCCCUCAAAAAAAGAAAUCCCAGCUCCCAGUCCGGUUCCCAAUGGUAGCAGUGGAUUACAUGAAGGAAGACAGGCAGUGGACCAGGUGUCUGUGCGACCGCCUGUCCAGGGUGAAGAGGAAAAGAUUUUCCACCCAGAGAUUCGCAAGAGUCCCAGAACUCCACGACAAAAGAAUCCUCUAGUGCAGCUGUGGGAGUCGGGCCUGAUCAGCAACAACAACCUGGAAGACGACUGAGGAUCAGGGAGGGUUCACAGAGACCUACAUUUUCUUUAAUUAUGGGGUGAAAUCAAAACGGAAAUGAUCAGUGUGAAGACGGAGAAAACACGAAACAGGAUUCAGCAGCAUCAAUGAUGGAAAAAUAAGUAACAUAAAGCAAAUCAGAAAGACGUCGAGGAUUAAGGCAAGAAAACGGGGCCAGGCAGACUGGGAGCAAGACAAAUGGCAGUAGAAGGAAAACGAUGCCUUUUUCUUCAGACGACAGGAGAGAAGAAAGACUGUGAGACAGGCCACUGUGUUGCCUGCUGGCCUGCUUAUGAUGCUGCAAAGACAAAAGACAAAACAAUAUCAUCAAGGAAAAAAUGAAUAUGAUGAAUAAUGCAAUAGAGACCAAACAAAUUCUAAGAAAGCAAAUGUUAGAUCAUUAUUUUGAUUUUCUUAAGUAAUAAUAAAGUACAACAUUUUGGUUUAAAAAGUUAGAAUUGUUAAUUUUCUGAAUAAUGUACAAGGAAAGUGUAUUUAUAACAAAUUCCAUGGAAAUACUUAAAAAAAUGAAACAAAUGCUUUUUUCAUGC